AUGUAUGCUACUGAUGCAAUGGCUACAGCCGCAGCCACCGCCGCCGAUGCGUCGCAAUCAUCAUCAGCAGCAGCAUCAGGUAUGACGACACGCGACUUCUUUGCAGGCGCAAGAUUCGGUUGGAUCAUCCUGUUUGGUAUCGUAGGCAUAUUGCUACGAUAUCUGUUGAAUGUACUGUUCAUAAGAGGAUUCAAGACAGAUGCCUAUUGGAGUACAUUGAUCAUCAAUGUCGUGGGCAGCGCAGUGAUCGGUGUGUUGCAGGUAGUAGGAGUGGAACAGAAGAACAUCGACAUGGACCUGCGCUAUGGACUGAUGGUUGGAUUACUAGGUGGAUUCACAACGUUCAGUGGAUACUGUCUCGACUCUGUACUAUUGUUUGACAAACAUGUUACAAAGGAUACGAUUAUAGGAGUGUUCUACUUCAUCAUGUCACCUGGCAUUGGAUUAGCCGUGACCUAUGGCGCAGUCCUAUUGACAAGGAGGCACUACCAGCCUGCAACCGACCAACAAGGUAUUGAGCUGCACACCAACUAG
This is a messenger RNA of Acytostelium subglobosum LB1, 534 nucleotides long. RefSeq lists its product as hypothetical. Lineage: Eukaryota; Evosea; Eumycetozoa; Acytosteliales; Acytosteliaceae. The transcript has a single exon. Gene Ontology annotation, molecular function: fluoride transmembrane transporter activity. Gene Ontology annotation, biological process: fluoride transmembrane transport. Gene Ontology annotation, cellular component: membrane. The record is from RefSeq and is a predicted model, not a curated record. The coding region runs from base 1 to 534 and encodes 177 amino acids.